AUGAAGAGAGCUCAAAUAGCUCACUCCGGUCGUCAGCUUGAUACGUUUCUCGACAACUUGUUCUAUUGUCCUGCAUGUACGACAUGGCGAACGAAAAAAGCCCUCUUGUUCUCCGUCCGUCAAACCAUACCGUCGAUCCGUCGAAAUGCCUCUACUCUUAGCUCCAGCACCGCCGUGAACGCUACUAAAACCAUCCCCCGGCGGUACCAAGAACUAUACAAGGCUCUCGGUGAUGUACGAAAGAAGGCGUCUGCACAAGUCAAUCUCAGUCGGCUACAGCUUGCGCUGCAAGGCCUAGAGUCCGAGACACCCACAACGAGGGUGGCAGUCGUGGGAUUGAAUGUGCAGGAUACAGCACGACGGCUGGUGCGCCUCCUUCUCGCGGAUGCAUUGGCAGAUGAGGAUCGGUGGGAGAAAGAAUUGCUUCACGGGGACGAGGACUUCAGUCAAGGCGUGGUCAUUCGAUUCGGGACCUCGUCAAAUCCCAAUCUACAACGGCCCAGGACGUCGAUUCCGGUGCUCUACAUACCCUCGAACUCUUUGGAAAGAAACAAUAUGGAGAUCUUGGUGUCGGCCAUCAGUGACCUAAGAACAGGAGAUCUCUUGCAGGGUACCCAGACUGUCACUGCGGAUGCAUUCCUAUCACCCUCGAUCGGAACCCCCACCGCCGCCAAUGGCAGGCAGACAACCAUCAGUCAGCCUGUGCAUAGCACUGUACUAGUGACCAAGGGUUUGGACGAACUUUUAUCAGCGGCUAAGCUGUUGGCCUCAACAAAUUUCACGGCGAUAGAGGAUCGAGAAUGCAUCAAACUGGUGGUCAAUCUAGAGGUUACAAAGGCGGACAACCUAGGUCAGGUAUUGAUCGUGGAUAUCCCAAAGGCUGAAGAAGGCCUUGCAGCAAUCCGCAGAUCCGUGACCGAGGCAACAACCUACGAGCACAAAUGGGUCGACUCCGGCAUGCCAUCGCUAACGACAUGGUUUGCUCUAGCAUCAGCAGCGAAGUCUGAGGGCGGGAUCCCCAAACCCGUCAAAGAUCUCAUCUCUGCAUUGCUGACUAACGCAAUGAGAAAUAUUCAAAUGCAAGCUUCUCUUGAAGCCCAGUCAAACGCUGCCAGCCGCCUGAGCAUCGCUGCACGAACGAACCUGGAGGCAGCGAUCGAGGAGUUCUCGCGUAACGCACAUCAGGAACUGCAGAGCGGUCUGGCAUCGGCUUGGACUUCGCGUAACUGGCGGAAGCUGGCGUGGUACAAGCUCUUCUGGCGGGUGGAUGAUGUGGGCUUGAUCAUCACGGAUCUCGUGACUAAUGCCUGGCUUCCUCAGACCGAGAGAGCAGUAUACGAGCUGUCCGGUCGGCUGUCACAGGCAGGCAUCUCUCCCGUGGAACUCCCCUCUCCACAAUCACAGGCGGAGACAUUUGCGACGGCAGAAGUCAGAACACACGAUGUGGCACAAUCUACCACCGUGCUGCACGCUCAUGCCAAUAUUGCAACAGAAGUCCCCAUACGACCGGUCAUAGCCAACGAGUUCGGUGUCACUGAGGUCAAGAUGGCCCCCGCUCUUCGCCCAGCACCUCUUGCUGUUUCUAUUUCCAACACUCGGUCCAAGCAGCUUGAACGUGCAAUCGCCGGCCUCACCUCCACGGCGCAGCAGAUUGUGCUCAAAACACUGUCUCUUACAGGUCUUACCGCUGGCCUCUCUGUCUUGACCUAUCUUUCGCUCACCCCAGGAAGCUUGUACGAGGCGGGCACAAUCGUGGCUCUAGGCACAGCAUAUGCACUGCGGCGGAUGCAGAGUGACUGGCUGAAGGCAACCAAGGCUCUAGAAGGCAGUCUCUACGAUGAAGGUAGAGCUGAGAUCCGGAAGAUUGUUGGGGUAAUGACCGAGCUUGUGGGAAAUGCCAGUAAGGUUGUUGAGGACGAAGUUGAGAUUCAAAGUCGAAGAGAAGCCGAGGAGGCUGUGUUGAAGGCGAGGGAGGAACUGGACAGACUUGAAAAGUAA
Messenger RNA from Capronia epimyces CBS 606.96, 1998 nucleotides. RefSeq lists its product as uncharacterized. NCBI's taxonomy places the organism in Eukaryota, Fungi, Ascomycota, Eurotiomycetes, Chaetothyriales, Herpotrichiellaceae. The coding region runs from base 1 to 1998 and encodes 665 amino acids. The record is from RefSeq and is a predicted model, not a curated record. The transcript has a single exon.